This is a messenger RNA of Aspergillus thermomutatus, 326 nucleotides long. RefSeq lists its product as uncharacterized. Gene Ontology annotation, cellular component: U2-type spliceosomal complex; post-mRNA release spliceosomal complex. The transcript has 3 exons. Gene Ontology annotation, biological process: mRNA splicing, via spliceosome. The annotation marks the transcript as partial. The record is from RefSeq and is a predicted model, not a curated record. Lineage: Eukaryota; Fungi; Ascomycota; Eurotiomycetes; Eurotiales; Aspergillaceae.
AUGCAGGGCUUCAACAUGGGACGCUACGUCCCACCCGACCAAGAAGGCCUCACAACCGGCAACAAACUAGCGGGCAAGCACCCGCUCGGGGCGCGGGCGCGCCACCUCCGCACAAGCGGCGCGCUGGUCGUGCGGUUCGAGAUGCCCUUCGCGGUGUGGUGCACGACAUGCAAGCCGCACGAGACGCUCAUCGGGCAGGGGGUGCGCUUCAAUGCGGAGAAGAAAAAGGUCGGGAAUUACUACUCGACGCCGAUCUACAGUUUUCGGAUGAAGCAUGGGGCCUGCGGGGGGUGGAUUGAGAUUCGGACGGAUCCGGCGAAUACGGC